Salvia splendens (bonfire salvia) is the source of this 489-nucleotide messenger RNA. Its product is annotated as secreted RxLR effector protein 161-like. NCBI's taxonomy places the organism in Eukaryota, Viridiplantae, Streptophyta, Magnoliopsida, Lamiales, Lamiaceae. The transcript has a single exon. The record is from RefSeq and is a predicted model, not a curated record. Bases 1 to 489 code for a protein of 162 amino acids.
AUGAUUCCAAAUCACGGCUUGAAGAUAGAAGAAGGAGCUGACCUCGCAGAUCGAGAACGGUAUCAACGACUGGUAGGAAAGCUUAUCUAUUUAUCUCACACUCGGCCAGACAUCACUUAUGCAGUGGGCAUAGUUAGUCAGUUCAUGCACCGACCACAGACCGACCAUAUGGAAGCAGCCUUGAGAAUCGUCCGAUACCUGAAAGGGACGGUGGGCUAUGGAGUGUUUUUGGCCAAAAGAGAAGACCUUGAGAUUGACGGAUACACUGAUGCUGAUUGGGCAAACAAUCCCGUCGAUAGGAAGUCCACAGGAGGCUACUUCACCUUUGUUGGAGGCAAUCUUGUUACGUGGAGGAGCAAGAAGCAGAAAGUAGUAGCCUUAUCAAGUGCCGAGGCUGAAUUCAGAGGUAUUAAAAGUGGACUUAUGGAAAUAAUGUGGUUAAGAAGGUUAUUAACAGAAAUUGGCUACCCUCCUACACGGAAAAGCUAA